Messenger RNA from Talpa occidentalis (Iberian mole), 3353 nucleotides. Its product is annotated as ectonucleotide pyrophosphatase/phosphodiesterase family member 7-like. NCBI's taxonomy places the organism in Eukaryota, Metazoa, Chordata, Mammalia, Eulipotyphla, Talpidae. The transcript is spliced from 8 exons. The coding region runs from base 1755 to 3353 and encodes 532 amino acids. The record is from RefSeq and is a predicted model, not a curated record.
UCCCCCUGCUCCGUGCGGGUCAGGCGCCCGAGCUCCCCGGGCCGCUGCCGCCUCCCGGGUGCUGCUUCCUCGCUCCCGCUCUUUCCUCCCCAAAGCACACUCGGCGUUUCGAGCUCUCCUCUCUGCUCGCAACGGAACUUUACAUUUUUUAACCCAAAAUGGGAACCUUUCUAACAGCCUCCGCAGGUCCCAGUGUCCACCGCACUGUUCACAAGGAAUGAGCAGCCGCGUAGCGCUCAGGCCCGGGCGCACUUAGGCGGGACCAGCACCCAGAGAGGGGCGCGGCCGCUGUCAUCUGGGCUUCACCACAAAGGGGUGACCAGAAGAGAGGUGCCGUCUGCAGGAAGGCCGGGCAGCCGCGGGCCCAAGGCUGUGGCACCUGCAGGCAGCCACUGUACCUCCCUGAGCCUUAGUUUUCUGAGUCCUAAAGCUUUGGGCUGUUGCCAGGAUGAGGGAGCUCGCGGCAGCUGAGGCUCUUAGUGAGACAGCGAGCGUUACUAGUCCUUAUAGCCUCACCCCGAAUGUUUGCUGACGGCCUCCAUGAGGCAGGACCAGAGGGCCACAGCUCAUGUCCCGAGGAGGCCCUGUCCACAUGGGAGCGCCAGAGACUAGACAGGCCAAUGCACGCACGGGACAGCACAGGAGAGGCCGUGGCUGUAAAGGCAGAGCACAGAGAAAGCCUGCAUGCGAAAUUAAGGGGCUUCUCAGGUUCUGAGCUGCUGCUGGAUAUUUUGCAGAAGGUAAGGACCCCAGACUCACUGGGCCACAUCACCCCUCCUGACUCACCAGGAAGGCACAGCAGAUGUCAGGAGCUAUGCGUGUCCCGUAGAAAGAAACCAUCCGGUUGACCCUGCAUUUGGUGCGAGCACCUCGCAGCUCUGGCCCAUGAGCUUUCUGAGAGGAACGUGGAACAGACCCAAGAGUGGUGUGGUUUAAAUCAUCCUCAGUGAGGUGGCAACUGUGGGAGACCAUCUCAAAUUUAAGAGCUGUGCAGUGAUGUCCUUCAUAUUUUUUAAGGAAAAAAUACAGAGCUGAGUCUUGCUCAGGCCUGUCUCUUUAGUUCUGGAUGAGGUAGAGCACAUUCUUUCUUUGCAAAGUUGGGAUUCUGGAGCGCAUCUGGGUGCAGUUAUAGGCUGGACCCCCUAGUGCCAGGUCUGCAACCACCCCACCACACCCUGACCACGUGGAUCUCGUACCAGUCACAUGGCAUCCCGUUCAAAACAGUGCGGUAUUGGAAUAAAAGAAUAUUGGCAUAGAAUUGAGAGCCCAGAAAUAAGCCUAUAUGAGCUGUUAAUCUACCACAAAUCCAACGGGAUACAAUGGAGAAAGGAAAGUCUCUUCAGCGAAUGUUGUUGGGGAAACUGGGCUGCCACAUGCAAAAGAAUCUCACACCAUACUCAAACACUAACUGUGAAUGGACUAAAGACUUGGAUGUAGGACCUGAAACUUGGACGAAGCUACAAAGAAGACAACAUGGCAAAACAGUCCAUGAAUUGGCCUCAGGGCUGUCUCUGAGGACUGGACUCUAAGGCAAGGAAGCAAAAGCAAAAAUAAACAAGGGGGGGCUCCCUCACUCAAAAGCUUCUGCACGGUGAAAGAAACGACCAUUAAAAUGAAGACGGCCUUAAUGAAUGGGAGAAAAUAUGUGCACAUCAGAAUUAUCAAUUUGGACUUUGUUCAGCUACAGAUAAAAAAAGGAGACAGGGGAGUGGGCCAGUGAACUCUGCAGUGUGUGCGUGCACCACCCUGGGGACAUGACGGGGCUCAGGUCCCUGCUGCUGCUGCUGCUGCCCCUGCUGCUGGGCUGGGCCAUUGGCCACCCUGCCCCCGGGAGAAAGAACUUCAACAAGCUGCUGGUGAUUUCCUUCGACGGCUUCCGCUGGGACUAUGACCAGGACGUGGACACCCCCAACAUGGACCUCCUGGUUAAGGAGGGUGUGAAGGCCAAGUACCUUUCGCCACCGUUCGUUACGAUGACCUCCCCAUCCCACUUCACCACCAUCACAGGUCGCUGGAUUGAAGACCAUGGAGUCAUUCACAACUUGAUGUUUGACGCGGAGAAGGGCUGGAAGUACGACCACAAGACCACACAGAACAAGACUGAGUGGUGGGACAACGGGGUGCUGCCCCUCUGGAUCACAGCACAGAGACAGGGGAGGAAGACAGCGUCCUUCCACUACCCCGGAAGUGGAGCGAAAUAUGACGGCGAGGCCAUCCAGCGGGCACUAGUGGAGUCCUACACUCACCCCGACAGCAACGAGACGGAAUGGAGAGAGAACAUUGACAUCGUCAUGGGCUGGUUCGAGAAGGAAGACUUUGACUUCGUCACGCUGUACUACGGGGAGCCAGACAAGGUGGGGCACCGCUCUGGGCCUGAGACAGAGAAUAGGAGGGUAAUCAUCCAGCAGAUUGACAGAACCAUCGGGUACCUGCUGGAGGCCAUCAAGAGGCACGGCCUGACAGAGCGCCUCAAUGUCAUCAUCAUGUCAGACCAUGGCAUGACCACAAUCAAAAAGCAGCCUGAAGUCACCGAGAUCCUCUUGACCAACUACGUCAAGUACAGAGAUCUGGUCAAGUUUGACCUUGUGGACUAUGGCGGCUUAGGGAUGAUCCUGGCCAAACCGGGGCAAGAGGAAAAUCUUUACCAGGCGCUGAAGAACGCGCACCCUCACCUCCACGUCUACAAGAAGGAGGAGUUUCCGGAGCACUUCCAUUAUGCCAAACACAAGCGGAACCUGCCCAUCUUGAUGUACACAGAUCCCGGCUACAACAUCAACGGGCGACUCAUCCUUUAUGUCAACAAAGGCGACCACGGCUUUGACAACAACUUCAUGGACAUGAAGACCAUAUUCAGAGCUUUUGGGCCAGAUUUCAAGAAGGGUUACCUGGCUGAGCCCUUUGACAGCAUCCACAUCUACCCACUCAUGUGUCAUCUCCUGGGGGUGACCCCUGAGCCCCAUAAUGGCUCCCUGGCCGUCACGCAGGGAAUGCUCGUGGACCAGAAUCCAGGUGUCACGCAGGGAAUGCCCACGGACCAGAAUCCAGGAGGGGGAACCACUUCGAAGACGCUGCAUAACGCAGUGAUCGGCCUCGGAACGGUCACAGCCGUGCUCCUGAUUGUGUUUCUCUCUGCGGUCACGUACACUGCCAUCCAGCGGAAAAAGACCGGCCGGACAAGCGACCAGCGCAGCCCAGCGAACAGCGCUCGCGCCCAAGAGGCGGCCCGAAGCCUGGCGCCCCGCACGGCCGUGUCUGGGCUGCACGCGCCCCCCCGCGCCCGAGGGGCAGACGCUGCAGAGACCCCAGAGAGGGCGGCCCAGGCGGAACCCGCCGCUCACGGCAGCCGCGACUAG